Zea mays is the source of this 1756-nucleotide messenger RNA. Its product is annotated as F-box domain containing protein. Bases 161 to 1117 code for a protein of 318 amino acids. Gene Ontology annotation, molecular function: protein binding. The record is from RefSeq and is marked validated. The transcript has a single exon. Lineage: Eukaryota; Viridiplantae; Streptophyta; Magnoliopsida; Poales; Poaceae.
AAAUCCUUGCUGCCCUCCCUCCUCCGACGCCGGAGGCCAUCAGAAACGCGCGUGCGCGCCCGCGCAACCACCACCACAACCCCUUUCCUAUCCACGUUCUCCGGCCUCGCUCCUACUGUCUCCCGGUCGGCCGCCCACCGGCCAUCGUUCGUCUCAUCCCAUGGGUGUUGGGGCGAUGGAAGCCUCUUCUCCGGCCGGCGACGACGUCGGCGGCACGGGCAUCGAGGACCUCCCGGCGGACGUCCUCGCCCUCGUGCUCCGCCGCCUGGAUGGCGCGUCGCUGGCGGCGGUCGGCUGCGCGAGCUCCGGCCUCCGCAGCCUCGCCACCGACCCGGCCACGUGGCGGGCGCUCUGCUUCGCCAUGUGGCCCUCCGUCCGCGACCUGCCCUGCACAGGCCGCGUCGACGGCGGUCACCGGGCGCUCUUCGCCGACGCCUUCCCCUUCCCGUGCUCGGUCUCCCCUCCCACGCCGCCGCAGCCCCUGCCCGCGCGCCUCGUGUCGGCCGUCGACCUGCGCCACGCGGGGGUCUGCGUCCUGUCGCGCGUCGUGGAGACGGACGCCGCCUCCGACUGGUUCCUGGGCGCGCCGUUCCGCGUCGACGCGCUGCUGCAGGAGGGCUUCACGUCGCCGGCCGCCGCGGCGAUCGCGCCGGCCGACCUCGAGCUCAGCUGGGUCCUCUUCGACCCGGCCACCGGCCGCGCGCUCAACGCGUCCAGCCGCCGCGCCGUGGCCGUCGACCGCAAGUGGCUCACGGGGGACACCGUGGCGCGCUUCGCCGUCGUGCUCGGCGGCGGCGUCGCGCUCGACGCCGCCGUCACGUGCGACGAGCGCCGCGGCCACGUCCGGGAGGUCAGCCUGCGCGUCGAGGACGCCGACGGCGCCGGCGUCAGCGGCAGGGACGGGCUGGCCGCCGUCGCCGCCGCCAUGGCCGCGCCCAGGCGGGGGUGCCGCGGCGCGGCGGAGGACGUGGCCAGGCUCAGGUACGAGGAGUUCGUCAGGGGGAAAAGGGCGCGCAAGGAGUCGAAGGCCAGGCGCGAGGGCAUCCUUGAUCUCUGCUGCUCUGGCGUCGGCGCCGCCGCCUUCCUCGGCUUCCUGGUCAUGCUCACGUUCCGGUGAACUCGUCCGAUUCGGCCCGCCCGGGCAUUCGGGCAUCGCGAACACCACAACCACUAGAGAGUGCCGUUGACAUGUACAGUGUAGUUCAGGGAAUGUGAAUAUGAUUGGGUUGUAGGUUAUACGGUCGCCUGUCAAACAACAGGGAAAGUCAGCAUCAUAUCUCUCUUUUUUUCUCCUUUUCCAGAAAGCGAAGUUAAUAAGAAUUAAAAAAAAACUUCUAGAAUCUCAGUGCUGUAAUUUGUCCACGCCAAAGCACAUCAAAUUCCAACGUUCUUGAACAGGCUAGUUUUACUUCCGCUUCUCACACUGCCAACACGGAUAUUUGGAACCAAGGGACCCCACAGAUACUACCAACCAUUCCUAUAGUACUCUACACCAAUACACUAACACAAACCUAUACAAUAGUACGGGAAGGGAAGCAUGCAAAAAAGUCAAAGGAAAAUUACAGGCACAUUCUUGCCACGAGCCAGAAAACUCCCGACAAGACUAAGCAAGCAGCCUAUACAAGUGAUCUCUGCAAUUCCCGGCACACCAGAUCAACGAACUCGUCGCUCUGUCAGGCAUUUGGUGAGAGUUAGAGAAAAUGAUGAUACCGAUCCAAAACAGUUGUACCCUGUAUGUUUUCAGUGUGGACAAUUU